Molecule: messenger RNA, 1966 nt
Organism: Schistosoma mattheei
Lineage: Eukaryota; Metazoa; Platyhelminthes; Trematoda; Strigeidida; Schistosomatidae
Source: the annotation of a GenBank genome assembly
GUGGACAGUUCUCUAAUAAGUCUUAAAGAAAAUCUAAUUGAAAUUAUCAAGAGCACAUUCAUAGGAAAAUAACUUCAAUUGAUAAAGAUAACAGAUAGACAUUUAAUUUUUUAACUAAUUCUUAUAAUUAUGAGUUCAAUUUGUUAUUAUAAAGUGUUAGGUUUAACUAAAACAGCUACAGAUGAAGAAGUACGUCGUGCAUAUCGUCGUUUAGCACUUAAAUGGCAUCCAGAUAAAAAUCCAACAAAUUUAGAAGAAGCAGAAAAAAAAUUUAAAGAAAUUAGUGCAGCUUAUGAAGUUUUAUCAGAUCCACAAAAACGUUCUGUCUAUGAUUCACAUGGUAAAGAUGGCUUAAAUCGUACACAUGUAAAAACUUCUAAAUCAACAAGGCCACCUAGUGGACGACGUCGACAUACAGCAUCAGGAACAUUUUUCACAGAUGAUAUAUUUGAUACAAGUGAUUUCUUUCCAUUUAAUGAUUUCGGUUUUACAUUUCGAGAUCCUGAAGAAGUGUUCCGUGAAUUUUUCAGUAAACAUGUAGAUAUGAUGAAUGCAUUUAUGGAUACAGCUGGUCUAUUUCGAUCACAUGGUCAUUUACAUGAUAUAUUUAAUAAUGAUCAUCAUUUCAAUGUAUUACCUAGUCGUCAUUUACAUCAUACAACUAGUUAUAAAUCAACUAAUGAACAUCAACCACGAUUUCAUCAUGUUGAACGUAUACGUAAAACAAGUUUACCACAAAAUGUACCAGUACGUAGUUUGUCUACAAAAACAUCAUAUAGUUUUAAUUUUGGUAGUUCUAGUCGUCCUGGUCAUCCACCAAUGAGAAAAGAAACAUUUCGAUCAACUUCAACUAAAAUUGAAAAUGGAAAAUGUGUUACAACACGUAAAAUAGUACAAGAUGGUAUAGAAACAAUUGAAAUAGAAGAAAAUGGUAUAUUAAAAAUGAAAACAAUCAAUGGUCAACCAGUUGCUAUUGCUAAUGGUUAAUCAUGUAUAUUUAUUUUUCAUAUAGUGAUAAUAUUCUUUUCUAUAAUAAAGUUCUAAAGUAUUUUCUUUUUUUAAAAUAUAACUAUAAGAAAUGUGUAUACAUAAAUUUGUUUCAUAAUGAUAAAAAUAAUAGUAAUGAUUAUUAUUAUUAUUAUUACUGGUAGUAGUCGUAAUAUACUUUUCAUUGUAUUAUCUUUCUGGAUAUGUAUUCGCUCUAACUAAAGGUAUUGUGAAUGUAUUAUUCAAUGUUCCAUUCUAACACUCAAUACAUAUGUCUUAAUUAAGUUUCAAACUUUUCAGUUUACAUUUAUUUUCUACGAAGCUGUUUAGAAACUUUCACAAAUGUCUUUUCUUUUUCUCUGACUAUAUGCAAACAAUUUUUGUUUACUAUCUGUAUGUUGUAACCAACUGUACUACCAUAUUUUCACAAGUUUAAUAUAUUUUUCUUUGAGAUACUUUUCAUUUAUCUUUUUUGUUGUUUUUUUCCUUUCUUAAACAUUUAAACAAUUCGAAUGUUUUCAAAUUCUUCUCUUUUCUUCUCUAUGUGUAUACUCAUUUGUUUCGGAAUGAAUUUCUUCAAUGAUGAUUGGUAAUUCUAUUUUCUAAUACCUUUCCUAAAUUAGUUUCGGAGUUUUUUUUUCCCCUAUCUUAUAUCUGUAUACCUGUGUUUUAUAAAUAUUUUUAUCUUCAGUCUACUGUGAUUUAUAUUGUUAUUGAUCUUUUUGUGCUAUAUUUUAUAAGCCAAUUUAUAAAUACAUUUACAAUCAUCGACUAGUGAUGAUAGAUAAAUUAUGUUGGGUGUAAACUAUGUGGAUAUGUGUGUAUAGACUUUUUUAAAAUUUUUCAUUAACAUUAUAUGUAUGUGUAUGUGCACUGAUUGAUGUUGUUACUGGCGCUAAUAUACAAAUGCAAACGCACUUGAUCAUAAAUAAAUGCGUCAAUAAGGAGAUUAACAUCAAUAAAAUUGCUUUUCCUAAUC